AUGGGGUCCAGCACCAAGAAGAAGAAGGAAAAGAAGAAGGACUUCCAGAAGCCCAAGCUGAAAGUUGGCAAGGCCAAGCCCAAAGCCGCCAAUUUCACAGACACGAGCUUCAAAUCCAAAGCUAUUGUCCUACAGCAGCAACUCUCUGAGCAGGCGCCAGAUGUGGUGGAGAGAUUCCGGCACAAUUUAUCCUUGACGAGCUCUCGCUCCGACUCCCAACGCCGAGAUGCACUAUCAUACUUAACAGGGCAGCUAUCGAUGAGUCCCCCGACAAACCCGGUUGGCACGUCGAAUCUGCUACAGAAGCUGCUUCCGCUGAUGUCCGAUUCAUAUGGUCCUGCGCGCCGCCAACUGCUGAAGUUACUACGGCUUUUGCCAGCGGACGAGGUUCGAUCUCACGUUGAGAAGAUCAUGCUCUACAUUCGAGGGACCAUGACACACAUUUCGCAGGAAAUCAAGGACGACGGGCUGAACUAUAUGGAGUGGCUACUCGACGUUGCCGGCGAAGAUGUUGUCUCGAGCGCUGGCUGUUGGAUCAAGCCCCUGAAAGACUUCAUGUCGGUGCUGGGGUGGACUAUACGGUCGGCACCUACCCUCGCCUCGAAGAAUGGAUGGACGUCUGCUCCGAGGACUACUUUUGGGGCCAAGAAGCAUGGCCAGUCAUUUCCCCGACAGAUGACUGUACUGGCAAAGUUCUUGGAAUGCGGUUUCAAACCCGAGGCACCGAAUGCUUGGACUGCCAAUGAUUGGUUCAGCAACAUCAACUCAGUGCCAUGGACCCCUGACCCGUUCGGGUAUCUUGGGCUCUUCAAGCCGCCUCGAGACGAGGACGGCGAACUGUACCGUAAUCGUGAAGACAGACAGGAUGUUUUCCAGAGGCGGUUCAUGGAUGCGGUGGAGAUAGGGGUUGACAUGGCGAAGAAGGAGGGAGGCACUGCCGGAAGGGCUGCAGCAAUCCUUGACCAAACACUGAAGGAUGGCAUGGGCGAUUACGAACGGACUUCACGAUUUGACGAUGACGAGGGCUUAUGGGUUGGAUACAUCAUGUAG
Anthostomella pinea is the source of this 1050-nucleotide messenger RNA. NCBI's taxonomy places the organism in Eukaryota, Fungi, Ascomycota, Sordariomycetes, Xylariales, Xylariaceae. The record is from the annotation of a GenBank genome assembly.